UGAAAAAUAAAAAUAAAAUUUUAUUUAUUUAUGUUCUCUGUCCCCUUUCUAUUUUCCCCCCUUCCAUUCCCCAGCACCCACUACUAUUCGACAAAUCCUCCGACGACCAAAGCUGUCUCCGAUCCGCCUCUGAUAGUCAUCAAUCGGCAGUCAAAAUCCAUCUUAAUCACCUAGGAGAAACCCAACCCACAGAUGAUUCCCAUCGCCUCUAACUCUGCCCCUGUUCGUCGCAGCGACGUACUGGCUGAGGGCGAGAGCCAGCAAGCGAAUCGAGAUGCCCUUAUUCCUAGCCCUAACACCACAAGUGGAUGGAUUUGGGUGUGGCAUAGAUUGGGAAAGGAGAUGGAGAUGGUGACUGUGAGAGGAGGCGGCGCUUCCGAGUGGCGGUACAGAUUUGGGUUUUGAGAUUCAAUCGUAUUCUCUCUUGGGUUUCUAGAUUUUAGUGGGAAAGGUAUGGUUCUUUGUGGGGGAAAAAAGCAUAGGACAUUCUAUUGGAGGAGAGAAUGGGUGCCGGAUCUUAAUCAUGCACCUCCCGUGGAUGAGUCGGUUCUUGAUGGGUUAUUUGGUUUCUCUGUUAUCCCGAUUGAGUACAGAGUCGGGUUUUCACCCAUUGCCUGUCGGCGGCGCUGCUGUCAAGAGGCGGGGCAUUUGUUGAUUACUCUGCGGAAUUGGUUGUUGGGGACGUUGCGGUCCUUGGAGAGGAAGGAGAAGACAUGGGAGAGGCUGGUGGGAUGUGGGAGGUUAGUUUGAUGGGAAGGGUUCCGGCGAUGGAUUGGUAGCUGCGGGGAAGGUGAGGAGGAGAAUUCCAGGAGCAUGGAUUUUUUUUCCGCAUUUUUUGUUUGUUUGUUAGGUUUUUAGAUGAUUGACGUGGAAUCUAUGUGGCAAGUUUGGCCUAGUUGUUGCUGACGUGUGCGUUGAGGUGACAUCCUAGUCAGCGUAAUGUUAAUCUAACUGACGGGAUUUUUAACAUCGUUAAAGUUUGUAACAGAAAUUGCUAUAUUUGUCAUGCAAAAUUCAAAAUUCUGGCUAUUUUUGGUAUUUCUCGAAAAGUGGCUAUUUUUGUCACAAACGCGAAAGUUUUGGCUAUGCAGAUGCAUUUUGCUUAUGAUUUUUGUGGUUUGAGCCCCACUGUUUCCCUAUUUGAAGAGAGGAAGGACGGAGAAUUGUACCAUCAGAGAUCAGGGGCGGAUACAUGGGCCUCUAGGGGUGUCCCGGGACACCCCUAAAAUUUGGGGAAACGAUUAUCCAACCUCCGGUAGUAGUUUCGUAUGGGUAUACAAAAUAUAAUAGGUAAUCCGGG
Molecule: messenger RNA, 1300 nt
Organism: Linum trigynum
Lineage: Eukaryota; Viridiplantae; Streptophyta; Magnoliopsida; Malpighiales; Linaceae
Source: the annotation of a GenBank genome assembly